Molecule: messenger RNA, 3145 nt
Organism: Lepus europaeus (European hare)
Lineage: Eukaryota; Metazoa; Chordata; Mammalia; Lagomorpha; Leporidae
Gene: C2CD2L
Product: C2CD2 like
Exons: 14
Coding region: 16-2139 (707 amino acids)
Biological process (GO): positive regulation of insulin secretion involved in cellular response to glucose stimulus
Cellular component (GO): cytoplasmic side of apical plasma membrane
Molecular function (GO): phosphatidylinositol transfer activity; phosphatidylinositol binding
Source: RefSeq, a predicted model, not a curated record
GAGCCCGCGCCCAGCAUGGAUCGCGGCUGGGGGCAGGGGGACGCGGGCUGGGCGGCGCUGCUGGUCCUCUUCGCCGCCUCGCUGCUCACCGUGUUCGGCUGGCUGCUGCAGUACGCUCGCGGCUUGUGGCUGGCGCGGGCCCGCGGGGCCCGGGGCGCGGGACCCGCCUCCGCCGCGGAGCCCGCGGGCCCCCUGCGGGAGCUGGGCGUGUGGCGCUCGCUGCUGCGGCUGCGGGCGGCGCGGACCGGCGCCGCCGAGGAGCCAGGCGUCCGGGGCCUCCUGGCGUCGCUCUUCGCCUUCAAGUCUUUCCGGGAGAACUGGCAGCGGGCGUGGGUGCGAGCGCUGAACCAGCAGGCCUGCAGGGACGGGAGCUCCAUCCAAAUCGCCUUUGAGGAAGUGCCCCAACUCCCACCCAGAGCCAGCAUCAGUCAUGUGACCUGCAUAGACCAAUCAGAGCGCACCAUGGUGCUGCGUUGCCAGCUCUCUGCUGAGGAGAUGCGGUUCCCAGUCUCUGUGACCCAGCAGUCCCCCGCUGCCGUCUCCAUGGAGACCUACCACGUCACUCUGACACUGCCACCAACACAGUUGGAAGUCAACCUGGAGGAGGUCCCUGAUGAAGGGCUGCUGGUGUCCUGGGCCUUCACUGACCGCCCAGAUCUCAGCCUCACGGUGCUUCCUAAGCUGCAGGCCAGGGAGAGAGGUGAGGAGGAAGUUGAGCUCUCCACAAUCGAGGAGCUGAUCAAGGACGCCAUAGUCAGCACCCAGCCAGCCAUGAUGGUCAACCUCAGGGCUUGCUCUGCCCCGGGAGGCCUGGUACCCAGUGAGAAGCCACCCACGAUGUCCCAGACCCAGCCAGUCAUUCCCAGACCUACGCGGUUAUUCCUACGGCAGCUUCGAGCUUCUCACCUGGGAAGUGAGCUAGGAGGCGCUGAGGAACUGUGCUGUGUGGCUGAGCUCGACACCCCCAUGCAACAGAAGUGGACCAAGCCCGUGAGGGCUGGUCCGGAGGUGGAGUGGACGGAGGACCUGGCACUGGACCUGGGACCACAGAGCCGGGAGCUGACCCUCCGAGUUCUGAGGAGUGGCAGCCAUGGAGACACCGAGCUCCUGGGCCAGGCCACACUGCCUGUGGGCUCCCCGUCCAGGCCACUGUCUCGGAGACAGGUGUGCCCACUCAUGCCAGGGCCAGGGAAAGCCCUGGGCCCAGCAGCCACCAUAGCAGCAGAGCUUCAGUAUGAGGAGGGCUCCCCCCGGAACCUGGGCACGCCCACCCCCUCCACUCCCCGUCCCAGCAUCACACCCACCAAGAAGAUAGAGCUGGACCGCACCAUCAUGCCUGACGGCACCAUCGUUACCACAGUCACCACCGUCCAGUCGCGGCCCCGUGGCGACGGCAAACUAGACUCCCCCUCCCGCUCCCCGUCCAAGGUGGAGGUGACCGAGAAGACGACGACCGUGCUGAGUGAGACCAGCGGCCCCAGCAAUACGUCUCACAGCAGCAGCCCAGGGGAGAGCCACCUUUCCAAUGGCUUGGACCCAGUAGCAGAGACAGCGAUUCGUCAGCUGACUGAGCCCAGUGGGCGGGCAGCCAAGAAGACACCCACCAAGCGCAGCACUCUCAUCAUCUCUGGUGUUUCCAAGGUGCCCAUUGCUCAGGACGAGUUGGCACUCUCCCUGGGCUAUGCGGCAUCCCUGGAAGCCUCCAUGCAGGACGAUGCAGGGACCAGUGGCGGCCCCUCCUCCCCGCCCUCCGACCCACCAGCCAUGUCCCCAGGACCCCUCGAUGCCCUCUCCAGUCCCACGAGUGUCCAGGAAGCUGACGAGACAACGCGCUCGGACAUUUCUGAGAGGCCGUCUGUGGAUGAUGUGGAGUCGGAAACAGGGUCCACUGGUGCCCUGGAGACGCGCAGCCUCAAGGAUCACAAAGUGAGUUUCCUGCGCAGUGGCACGAAGCUCAUCUUCCGCCGGAGGCCCCGACAGAAGGAAGCUGGUCUGAGCCAAUCACACGAUGACCUCUCCAACACGACGGCCACACCCAGUGUCCGGAAGAAGGCCGGCAGCUUUUCUCGCCGCCUUAUCAAGCGUUUUUCCUUCAAAUCCAAACCCAAGGCCAAUGGCAACCCCAGCCCCCAGCUCUGAGGGCCCUCCUCACCUCCUGCGCUAGGAGAGGGCGAGAGUUCUCUCAGCCCAUUUCCCACAUCCCCUUCCGUACCCCUUCCUGGGUUCCCAAUGCCGGGGCCAGGAAGGCCCUCUGGGUUCCAGGAAGCCUUGUCCACCCUGGGCCGUGGGGCCAGCUGGAAGGGUCCCCGCAGCGGGAAGCACGUGAGAAGUGGGCAUCCCCUGCCAAGGACACAGAAGUGGGAGCUGGCAGCGGGGGGCAGAGGCAGGCUCUGUCCUGGCACGUGCAGCAUCGCUCAGUUGUGCUGGCCUCCUGCUGACACUGGGCCCUGAGCAGAGUCCCGGGCCGCCCCCUCCUCCUCCCUUAUUUAUUCUUUUUUAUUUAUAUGUGUGGUCAAGGACCCUCAGUGAACAGGUGACAGAGGGCAUCUCCCAGGUGGCCCUUCUUUUCUGUCCCAAGAGGGUAGGCAAGUCCCUUCAGGAUGGGGCUCCCACGCCUCCCUCAGGUCCCCACUCAGACCAGCACCAGUGUCUGCCUCUGAGGGCGUUGGCAGCUCACAGGAAGCCGGGCUGGUGCCCGGGAUGGGGGGCAGGUACUCCCCACCACCCUGCUCCCCUCUGCUCCUCGCCCCUCCCUCCCCUUUCUUACCGUUUUUGUACUUGAUGCCUUCUCCAUGAGCAAUGGCUCGGUUGGAAGGAGGGAGCCAGGAGCCUGGUGGGAAACCUUCCCCAGAGAGAUGGCCUGAGGGCUUUAUGUAAAGACUGAUGAUGGAGCGAGAGCAAGGUGCACCUCUGUGUGUCGGGAGACGAUGAUGUCCAUUGCUGUGUGAUGGGUUGGAGUUUAACUUAUUAAAUUAAAGUCAAAUUGGAGUUUAUAAACUGGACAGCUGGUUAUCCUUUGAAAGGCAAACAGGCAGUGAGGUGAUGAUGCUGAGGGUGUGGAUGGUGAGAGAAAGGGGCCUGGAUGGUGAAAUAGGGCAGCUGACACAUAGUGGGUCUGCUAAGAAGCUCCCACAGAGGACUAUGG